Molecule: messenger RNA, 926 nt
Organism: Aspergillus heteromorphus CBS 117.55
Lineage: Eukaryota; Fungi; Ascomycota; Eurotiomycetes; Eurotiales; Aspergillaceae
Product: SDR family NAD(P)-dependent oxidoreductase
Exons: 10
Coding region: 59-814 (251 amino acids)
Molecular function (GO): oxidoreductase activity
Source: RefSeq, a predicted model, not a curated record
CUCUAGUACUCUAGCAUCCUCCGCCACGCCCUCUGGCAGACUCGCAGCGUAUCGCAUAAUGUACUCCCUACGCAAUCGUGUUGCUCUGAUUACGGGCGGCUCUCGGGGAUUGGGAGCUCUCGUGGCCCGGAAAUACGCCGCAGAGGGCUGUAAUGUCGCCAUCAACUAUGCCUCGAGCAAGGACGCUGCCGAAAAACUCGCCGCGGAGAUUCGGGAGCAGUACAAGGUCAAGGCGAUUACUAUACAAGGUGACGCCAGCCAAAGGAUCGACUGCAUCAAUGCCGUCAAUGCCACCAUUGAACAGUUGGGUGGUGUAGACAUUGUUGUAUCCAAUGCGGGUUGGACCAAAAUCACCAAUUUCGCCGACUUGGAUGCAAUGGACGAUGACGAUUGGGAUAAAUGCUGGUCAACCAAUGUGAAGGGCCACUUCUAUCUUUUCAAGGCGGCACUGCCCACAUUCAACGCCAAUCCCGAUGGUGGCGUGUUCCUCUUGACAUCGUCAAUUGCGGCUACUACAGCGACUGGCAGUAGCCUGCCCUAUGCCGUUACCAAAGCUGCCGGCUUGCAUCUGGUGAAAUGCCUUGCGCAAACCCAAGGCAGCAAGGUCCGCGUGAACGCGGUCCUGCCUGGCCUCCUGCUCACGGAAUGGGGCCAGCGCUUCUCUGCGCAAGCAAUUGAGGGUUGGACCCAAAAGGCGGUCCUUAAGAAGGCGCCCGAGUUAGAGGACACUGCGAAUACCUAUGUGAUGCUUGCUCAGAACACAUCCAUGACUGGACAAGCGAUAACGAUCGACUCCGGCUUUGCGAUCAGGUAAAUCCCAACACUUGCGAGAUGGAGGCUUCGGGGCCGCGUAGGACACCGGCCGUUUGCUAUCAAGAAUAAUCAGAGCCGGCUUUGCAGUGUUAGCGAUAUAAUACAGAGUGAGA